Ostrinia nubilalis (European corn borer) is the source of this 1086-nucleotide messenger RNA. RefSeq lists its product as uncharacterized. The coding region runs from base 7 to 366 and encodes 119 amino acids. The record is from RefSeq and is a predicted model, not a curated record. The transcript has 3 exons. Lineage: Eukaryota; Metazoa; Arthropoda; Insecta; Lepidoptera; Crambidae.
GGCCUGAUGCCGGUAGGCCUGCAGUCUGCCCUGAGCGGCGCCAACGAGACCGAGGCCACGUACGGGGAGCCCCGGGUCGAGGUGUGCCCUGCCCUGUGUGACAACAUGCUAGGCUACCCACUGUGCAACUGCCAGGCGAAGGCCCAGGAGCAGGACGUGGACUGGAGCGCCAUCUGCCACUCCUUCUGCGUUUCCGACAACUACGUGCUUAGUGGUUGCCCCCCCUGCGAGAAGAACACAGCACUACCCCACCUGAUGUCAGCUCGAGUCCUGAACACGGCUGAAGGAUGGUCAGCUUGGUGCAACGCACAGUGCAGGCAGGGCCAUGGAGGCGCCGCCUGCAAUUGCGACCGUGCUCCUAUAUAAUAAGAUUUGUAACUGCUUGUCGACGAUGAAGAUAUUUUUUAAGGGCAUUUGGUUUUUUUACUGUAGUUUAAGCUGCCUGCUUUAUAAAGCCCCGAUGUUUUGGGUGAAGGUUAGGUAUGUAGGAACCUACUACUGGUUUUUAAAUCUUAAGAAGUAAUAUUUACUGCUUCCUCAAAAUUUUUAAUCAAAUUAUUAAAAAAAAAUCAAUACACUUCCUGAAUCAUUAAAUGAUCCCUGAUUUUAAUUUUUUUCAACUGAAAAACUUGUACUUUUCAAUUGCUCUGUAAAUCUAUAGUAUUUUGAUUUCAAUAUAAUAUUUAUUUAUAAUUUAAUCAAGUGUAUCUAUGCAUAGAUGAGUGUGAACUAAUAAUAAAAAGUAUACCACUAAUAAUAGAAUUAUUAUGUAAGUUAUUAUGUAUUAAUAUAACAUUAUCUAUAGACGUAAGAAAUGUACAUCGCUUGCAUUUAGAUAAUCUUCAGUACAUUUUAAUGUUGUACUUACUUAUUUAGCAAUUAAAUAUAAUAAAUAUAAGGUAAUGUAUAAGAAAAAUAAAAGCUCUGUGCGAACGACAAUAUAUAAACAUGUAAUUGUAAAAUAUCUAAAUUAUAACCAUCGGUAUAAGUAAAUGUAAACGUAUAUUAUGUUUCACAAAUGUAUCUUAGAUGUUAUUCAUUUAUAGUUUAGUUAUAUUUCAUUUAUUAAACUUAUACUUUCAUUUA